GGCGAGCGGACAAGCGGCCCGAAGUGAGAGAGAGAAAUCGGAAAGCCGUUCCACGCGUCUGCCUGUCCUCCCUCCCUCCAUCUGUCCUUCCGCUGCUGGGAUGUCCGUCUCCUCUCUGCCGGAAUGGAAGCAGAUGCUUCUGGAGCGGAAGAGGAAGGAGGAGGAGGAGAGAGAGAGGAAGGAGCGUGAGGAGGAGGAGAGGCUGGCCAGCAUGCCGGCCUGGAAGCGGGGCAUCAUCCAGCGGAGGCGAGAGAAGCAGGAGGGAGGCGGAACGAGGGAGAGGGAGGAGGCGCCGGGGAGCAGGGGCGAGGCGCGGCGUGGCUCCGACAGGCCCAGCGAGGAACCGCAGGGCCCCGUCUCCUCGGAGACCAUCUGCCCGGUCCGCCAAAACCCGUUCGUCCGCUCCCAGUGCAGGUGGAAGGAGAGGAGAGAGGGGGAGAGCGUCAGGGAGGUCAUUCGGGGGCGGGAGAACAGGACGCGAGAGGAGGGGCAGGAAGAGAGGGGCGUGGCGGAACGGAGGAUCGCUGAUCGCAGGGCGGGGCAGAGACCGAGCGGCGGCAGGGAGGUCGCCACCCUCGAGCAGGACGGCCCAGGGAGGGAGGGUCCCGAGAGGGGACCGGGGGGCCACGGCCAGGGCACGGGGGACGAAGAGGAGAGGAGUUACAGGGGGAGAGGGAGAGAGGGGGAAACAGGGGACGGCCAGACCUGGCACCACCCCGCGAAAAGGAGCAGAGACCCGCCUGGGGGUGCGGACCAGUCCGGCACGGGGGGUCGGGUGCACCCUGCUUCCCUGCCCUCACAGGCUGCAGAGGAGACUGUGUGGGACCGAGAGAGGGAGCGCGAGGAACAGGAAGGGCGGGAGAAAGAGGAGCAAUCCUACUCUCCGACGAACCCGCCCAGGGACAGCGAGGGCCACCCCAUCACCCCCAGGCUGUUCUCCGUCAAAGCCGCCUGCCCCAAGACGGAGUAUGAAAUUCAGAUCCCCCGCACCCCUUUCUACGGGGUGGAGGUGGGGCCGGAGGGAAGGAGAGCCAAAGUAGGAGAGGAAGGGCCUCCGUCAGUCACAGACAGUCUCUGCAGCGUCACACAGGAAGCUGGCUCACCGCUCCCCGGCCCCCGGCUUCCUGCCUCUCUGUCGCGAUCGCUCUCGGCCUCAGAGGAGGAAGACACAGCCUCGGAGCUGCCUGCCACCUGUCCCCACAGUCCGCCCUCACCGGGACAACGCGAUGAGGGGCAGAUAGAGCCCGCGGAGCGGCAAAGACAGGACGCACCCGGAGGAGGGGAGGAAGGCCGCGGCCGCGAGGAAGAGUCGCCGGAGAAGGACAGCAGCGAGUGGCGGUAUAGGCCUCCCUCUCUCUCGCCCUCCCCCGCGGCCUCUCCCUCUCUCUCGCCCUCUCCGCCUCUCCUUCCCUCCCCCGUCGACAUGAGCCGGAUUUACAACCUGCGGGCGGCGGCCGGGUCGCGGACGGCAGGGUCGUUCGGCGGGAGGAAGGCGGAGUCGCCAGCGCAGUGCCUGCACCUGCGGCCACGGGAGGAGGAGGCGCAGCGGGAGGUGCAACAGGAGGCGCAGGAAGAGGAGCAGCAGCAGCAGCGUAGGCCGGAGCCACAGCUGCAGGAACUGAAACGCAGCUGUCUGCAGGAGCCGGGGACGGAGAUCAGGGGCGCGCGGGGGGACGGAGCGGCGGUGGCGGACGAGCCCCCGGCCAUGCGAACGGUGCAGCAGCAGCUGGAGCAGCUCAGACUGCGGGAGGAGGAAGCAAGACAGGCGAGGCAGGGCGGGCGGGCACCGCGGGGAGGCAGGGCUAACGCGACGGCGGGGGAACGGCCGGCGGAGCAGCCGGCGGAGCCGCGGGAGGACGAGCGGACGCAGGCGCAGGCCCUGAGAACGCCGCAGCCGCACCAACCGCGCAGCCAGAAGACUGCGGCCAGACAGCCCCCAGCCAAUCAGAGCCAGCCGCCCCGAUCCUUCACUGUCACCCCCAGAUCCGCGCUCCCGCCCGAGAACGCUCCCAAAAACACAGAACAGGGCAGCACCCUGCCCUCCCCCUCCCCCUCUGCCGCCCUGUUCUCCCUCAGGCCUGCGGCGGGGGGGCAGGGGAAGAGGGGUCACACCAUCACCAUCACUCCCCGCAGGGCGGCCGGAGGGGCGGGGCCAGCGGCGGCGUCCGCGGCAACCAAAGCACCCCCCCAAACCCAGACUGCAACCCCCAACGGGAUGGGGGAGGGGAGCAAGAAGAGGUACCCCACGGCGGACGAGAUCGAGGUGAUCGGGGGCUAUCAGACUCUGGAGAGGUCCUGCCUGGUCAAGCACAGAGGGACCCCCAAAGGGGUGAAGGUGUGCUUUGACGAGGCAAAGCUGGAGCGGGUGUGUGAAUACCCAUCAGAGAGCUCCCUGCUGGCCUCCCUCCCCUGCCCCGCCCAGUCAGGCGCUGACGGAGACAGGGAGGAGAGGGAGGGAGAGGAAGAAGACGAGGAUGAGGAAGAGGAGAAAGGAGCGUUUAUGUCAGGGGGCAGCAGGAUUCUGGGGUCUAAAUCAGGCAGAAUGCUGAAAGUGGAUGAGUCCUGUCGACGAUAAGCGGACAGUCAUCCUGCCAAAUUCCUCAGUGAGAAAUUAAUUUCUCAAAAGAAAUUAGUGUUUUUAAAUGUCUUUCCUUUCAAUGGUUUUCAUUAAUGUAUGUGUCAUAAAGUUUCUCUGUAUGUUAGGGUGUACGUUCGUGUCAAUAUUUGUUUUUAGAUCAUUUCCUUUUUACCCAUUUUUAUCACGCAGCUGAGAGUUUCUCUUCUCAGGUUAUGCGCAGUUAUGGAAUAAUUAAUGUAUGGCAAAGUGUGGGCUUUGGAUCUACACACUUCCUGUCUGGCCAGUUGUGAU
Molecule: messenger RNA, 2869 nt
Organism: Megalops cyprinoides (Indo-Pacific tarpon)
Lineage: Eukaryota; Metazoa; Chordata; Actinopteri; Elopiformes; Megalopidae
Product: phostensin-like
Exons: 7
Coding region: 101-2575 (824 amino acids)
Molecular function (GO): phosphatase binding
Source: RefSeq, a predicted model, not a curated record